This is a messenger RNA of Lobosporangium transversale, 4513 nucleotides long. RefSeq names its product P-loop containing nucleoside triphosphate hydrolase protein. Bases 329 to 4195 code for a protein of 1288 amino acids. The record is from RefSeq and is a predicted model, not a curated record. Gene Ontology annotation, molecular function: ABC-type transporter activity; ATP hydrolysis activity; ATP binding. Lineage: Eukaryota; Fungi; Mortierellomycota; Mortierellomycetes; Mortierellales; Mortierellaceae. Gene Ontology annotation, biological process: transmembrane transport. The transcript has 3 exons. Gene Ontology annotation, cellular component: membrane.
UUUCUCCACAACUCCUACAUCAUCACAUAGCUGAAUACGUUACUCAUAAUGAAUUGCACAAUUUUUACAAUCAUAGAGCCAAACUAUUGUCGAAACAGAUUUAGACCAGCUUUCUAAAAAUGAUCAUGUCAAGAGGAUUACUGACAAGCUGCUGCAAGAAUGGACCAAAGAAGUUGAAAAGAACGAAGCCAAGGCAAAAGCAAAAGGAACAAAACCAAAGAGGCCUAAUCUAUAUCUAGUUCUUUGGCGAUGCUUUGGUUUCUAUUUCAGUUUGUCCAUCUUCACUGGUUUCAUCGAAAGUGCCUGCAAGAUCGGCGAGGCCAUUCUCAUGGGAUUUGUGAUCCGUUUCUUUGAUGACCCAAAUAUGUCGAUGGGUGAAGGAAUGGCCUAUGCUAUUGGUCUAUUCCUUGUUACCCUUUUUCAUGGAACCAUGCAUCAUCAUUACUUCUUUCCAACAAUGCGUACAGGACUCUGGAUUAGACAAAGUUUGAUCUCACUCAUGUAUCGCAAGUGCCUUACCCUCUCUACCUCCAGCUCUAUUGCAACAGGAACUGUCGUCAACUUAAUUUCUAAUGACGUUCAACCUUUUGAAAACGCUACACCAUUUAUGUUGUAUGCUAUCAUUGGCCCAAUUGAGAUGGCAGUUGUCAUGUAUUUCCUCUGGAGAGAAAUCAAUGUUGCCUGUCUAUCAGGAUUACUGGUCUUUGCUAUCUUGGUGCCAAUCCAGACAUACUUCUCACGCCAGUUUGCCCGCAUUCGCAUCAAAACAGUUGAUGCCCGUGAUGACCGUAUCAGGACCCUAUCCGAUGUUUUCCAGGGCAUUGAGCUUGUCAAACUCUGUGCUUGGGAGGUACCCUUUCAGGAAAAAAUUUUGAUGCUUCGAUCGCUGGAGCUUAAAUACAUUUGGAAAGCUAACUUGAUGAGAGCAAGCAAUAUGGCCAUCUACUUCUUCUUUCUACCAUUGACCGCACUCUUUGUCUUUGUCACGUUCUGGCUACAAGGCGAGACUCUGACCCCGGACAAGAUCUUUGUAUCACUCACUCUCUUUAACGUAAUGCGUCUAACUAUGACAGCAUUCUUUCCAAGAGCUCUCGAAACCAUUGCGGAAACUCGUGUAUCUGUUCGUCGCAUUACAGACUUUAUGUUAUUACCAGAACUGCGUGGAAUCGAGAAUGAGUUCCGGACAAAGAAGACGGAGGAAUUGGAUGAUGAUCCAGAAGGGCGUGCUAAUGUGGGUGUGGAGAAGGUUCUUGACCCAUCCGUGUUACUUGAGAUGCGUGACGCGUCUUUCUCAUGGACAGUAAGCACAAAUGAGCAGAACGAAAUUAUUGAUUUGUCUGCUAAAGAAAAUAGUACACAUGGACAUAUUCAUGGAUCGGUGAGAGAGAAGGAUCAGCAAAGUACUGAUAACCAGACUGUUGGUAGCCCUAAAAAAGCCAUCCUCAAUAACAUCACCAUGUCACUGCGCCGUGAUGAGCUUUUAGCUAUCGUUGGCCCAGUUGGGUGUGGCAAGUCCAGUUUCUGCAUGGCUCUGCUGCAGGAAAUGCCCUUGGUCUCUGGAUCAUUUGCACUGGCCAAAAAAGACAAAGAUCGUGUCACAAUGUCUUAUUCUGCGCAGUCACCUUGGAUCUUCGCAGGAACCAUUAAGAGCAACAUUUUGUUCGGUUCGCAGUUUAACCAAGAACGCUAUGACAAGGUCAUUAAAGCUUGUGAAUUGACGCGCGAUCUCUCCUUGUUUCCACAAGGUGAUGAAACUGUUAUUGGCGAGAAGGGCGUGACUCUCAGUGGUGGUCAACGGGCCCGUGUCUCAUUGGCUAGAGCUGCUUACAGAGACUCGGAUGUGUAUAUUCUGGAUGACCCUCUCUCGGCUGUCGAUCCCAAGGUCGGUCGUGCUCUAUUUGAAAACUGCAUCAAUGGACUAUUGAAGGGCAAGGCGCGUGUACUAGUCACUCAUCAAUUGCAGUACAUCAAGGAUUGCGAGAACGUCAUUGUGCUGGAACAAGGACAGGUUACUCAUGCUGGGCGUGUGGAUGCAGUUAUGCAACACGAGGUCGAGGUCGAGAGGGUGAUUAACGACGGUGCUUCUAUCAGGAGCAUUAAGACACGUGCAAAAUUCGUGGAUGUUUUACGUGAGUUUGCCAAGAAGGCACCCGAGGUGACAGAAGACGAAGAUACCAUGCUUAUUCUCAAAGCGGAAGAGGCUGGUGCCGAUCUAGGGGAGGUCCUUAAACGUGUCAAGUCUCGCGCUGAGAGCAAUAAAAUUAUAGAAGAUGAUGUCGAUGCUCCAGAGAAGAAUUUGACAGUUGAGGAAAUUCAAGAAGGCGACACGCCACUCCGCGUUUAUUACGAUUUCUUCCGCCUUGGAUCGACUCCUUUCCGAUUAAUGCUAGCAAUUCUAUCAUUGUCUGCCGCACAGGGCAUUAUGGUUGCUGGAGACUUUUUCCUGUCGAAGUGGUCGUCUCUGCCUCGUGAGGAGCAGACCCGCUCAUAUUAUCCUACAGUUUUUGGAAUUUACUGCCUUGCCACGGUGAUUAUGACUCUUAUUCGCUCAUUCCUAUUCUUUUACUGCGUCUCAGAGAGUUCACGCAACAUUUUCAAGGCUAUGCUCGACGCAUUAUUGAAGGCGAACAUUGAUUUUUUCCAUGCCAAUCCUCAUGGACGUGUCCUUAAUCGAUUCUCUAAGGAUAUGGCCAACUGUGACGAGUUGCUGCCCUACACAUUCUUUGAUGCAACGCAGAUUGUAUUUAUGCUGUUUGGAUCUGUCGUGGUGGUUUGCAUUGUCAAUGCUUGGGUAGUGAUCUCUAUUCCGUUCCUUCUUGGAGGCUUUAUCUUCCUUCGCCAAAUCUACAUCAGGACCAGUCGUCAAGUCAAACGUAUCGACAGUCAAACCCGUUCACCCAUUUACUCCCAGCUCUCAGAGACUUUAGAUGGCCUCACCUCUGUCCGUGCAUUCGGUGUUGGAGAUCGCUUCAUGAACCGCUUUGUGGAAGCUCAGGAGACUAAUGGACGAGCUUUUUUCGCUUACUUAAUCUGUGCUCGUUGGCUCGGAUUCCGUCUGGAUGCGGUCUCUGCACUCUUCUUGGGCAUUACUGCAGUCGCAUGUGUUGCUGUCCGUGAUUCUCAAGAGGCCGCCCUGGUCGGAUUGGCGCUCAAUUAUGUAGUCCAAUUGAGUGGAGAGCUACAGUGGGCUGUGAGACAGAGUGUCGAGGCUGCGAUCUUGAUGGUUUCUGUGGAGCGCAUGAUGGAGUAUGCACAAAUCAAGCCUGAGGAAUCGAGCCGUCGUGCAUUCAAUCCCGAUGGUACCUCAGUUGUCCCCAAUGGCUGGCCAAGCGAGGCUAAGGUCACAUUCACGGAUAUGUCUCUCACGUAUCCACGUGGCGAGGGACCUGUCCUCAAGCAUAUCUCAUUGAACUUCCGCGCCGGAGAACGUAUUGGUAUUGUUGGCCGCACUGGUGCAGGAAAGUCCAGUUUGAUUGGAGCACUCUUUCGACUGGUUGAGACCACAACUGGUAAUCCUCCUCAGCGUGGUGGAAUAACGAUCGAUGGCAUUGAUAUUAGCAAGAUUGGAAUGCACGAUCUGCGAGAGAAGAUGGCGAUCAUUCCUCAAGAACCCUUCUUGUUCCGAGGCUCAUUGCGGUUUAAUCUUGAUCCAUUCUCUCAGCACCAAGAUGCAGACCUCUGGGCAGCAUUAGAAGCGGCAGAGCUGAAACGGACGGUUGAAGGACUUGAAGGGGGGCUGGAUGCUGUUGUGGAUGAUAAUGGCAAGAACUUUAGUAUUGGAGAGCGUCAAUUGCUGUCUUUGGCACGUGCAGUGUUAAGAAGAUCAAAGAUCAUUGUGAUGGAUGAGGCGACCGCCAAUGUGGACUUACAGUCUGAUCGUAUGAUCCAAAAGGCGAUCCAUUCACAGUUCCAAGAUGCAACGGUAUUCACGAUCGCACAUCGUUUAAACACAGUUAUCGGGGACUAUGACAGGAUCCUGGUACUGGACCAAGGCGAGGUGAUGGAGUUUGAUGAGCCAUGGGUGUUAUUGAAUAAGCCUGGUAUGGGAGAGACGAGGCCUGGAGACGGUAGUGAUGAAGCGGUAUCAGGAGGAUGGCUUCGUAGGAUGGUGGCAGAUACUGGUGCGGAAAAUGAAGCAGCGCUGCGCCAAGAGGCAAAAGAGCAAUGGGAGAGGCGACAUGGGAAGAGUACUUAAAAAAAUAUACAUAUAAUUUAAUAAGGAGCGCAGUCCACGUGAUGUGGCUUAUUGAACUAAUUAUUUAGAAGAUACUUUUAGAAGUGAGAGGAAGGAAAAAAAAUCCAAGUCCAUGGAAUUGUGGACUUCAAAAAAUUUCACUCGCGGGUAUAAAUAUCUGCAAUGUCCCCCUUUCUUUCUUCCACUCUUUCUUCCAUAUUCUCUUUCUCUCUCUUCUCUCCUUUCCCUGAUACUUCUCCUACUCCAUACACACGUUUCAUUCCAACGUCACCAAUUAACCUAACACAACAUUAGCAAUUUGUAUACUGCAUUACAUUA